Molecule: messenger RNA, 1945 nt
Organism: Ziziphus jujuba (common jujube)
Lineage: Eukaryota; Viridiplantae; Streptophyta; Magnoliopsida; Rosales; Rhamnaceae
Product: tubulin alpha-3 chain
Exons: 4
Coding region: 419-1774 (451 amino acids)
Biological process (GO): mitotic cell cycle; microtubule cytoskeleton organization
Cellular component (GO): cytoplasm; microtubule
Molecular function (GO): GTP binding; structural constituent of cytoskeleton
Source: RefSeq, a predicted model, not a curated record
UAUCUAUCUUUAAUAAAUUAAGCAGCUUUAUCGAAACAGUGUCGUUUUGGUAGACCCAAGCAGAUCCUUCCCACCGUCCCAAAAAAAAAAAAAAAAACGAUUCCCGUGAAAGAAAUGGCAAAAGCGCGGUCACAUAAAAAGCGGUUAGAAAACUUUCAAAAUCACCAAGACAGAUAAGAUUCACCGCUGGCUCCCCCAAUCUAACCACGGUUAAACUAACCGCGGUUAAACUCCCAUCUCUUCAGGACUAUAAAUUGGCCAAGGGACAAACAUAACAGGCUCACCUUGUGUUUUGAACUUUAAGGCUUCGCAGGCGUCUUAAUAAACGCCGUGCAUUUCUUUUUUCUUCUUUCUUCAAUCUGUUUUCUUUGUUUAGCUCCUUUUUUUUUGAAUUUCUUUUUUCUUUCUUUGAUCGAAAAUGAGAGAGUGCAUCUCAAUCCACAUUGGUCAGGCCGGUAUUCAGGUCGGAAAUGCGUGCUGGGAGCUUUAUUGCCUUGAGCAUGGCAUUCAGCCUGAUGGCCAGAUGCCUAGUGAUAAGACUGUUGGUGGAGGUGAUGAUGCUUUCAACACCUUCUUUAGCGAGACUGGUGCCGGGAAGCAUGUUCCCCGUGCAGUUUUUGUAGAUUUGGAGCCCACUGUCAUUGAUGAAGUUAGGACUGGGACAUACCGCCAACUCUUCCACCCUGAACAGCUCAUCAGUGGCAAGGAAGAUGCGGCUAACAAUUUUGCUCGUGGCCACUAUACCAUUGGGAAAGAGAUUGUUGAUCUUUGCUUGGAUCGCAUCAGAAAACUUGCUGACAAUUGCACUGGACUCCAAGGGUUCCUUGUUUUCAAUGCUGUUGGUGGAGGCACUGGUUCAGGUCUUGGAUCCCUUUUGCUUGAGCGUCUGUCUGUAGACUAUGGCAAGAAGUCAAAGCUUGGGUUCACUGUCUAUCCCUCUCCGCAGGUCUCAACCUCUGUUGUUGAGCCAUACAACAGUGUGCUCUCUACCCACUCCCUUCUGGAACACACCGAUGUUGCUGUUCUUCUUGAUAAUGAGGCUAUCUAUGACAUAUGCAGGCGCUCUCUUGACAUUGAGCGCCCCACCUACACCAACCUUAACCGCUUGGUUUCUCAGGUGAUAUCAUCUCUGACUGCUUCUCUGAGGUUUGAUGGUGCCUUGAAUGUGGAUGUGACUGAGUUCCAAACCAACCUGGUCCCAUACCCCAGGAUCCACUUCAUGCUUUCAUCUUAUGCUCCUGUUAUCUCAGCUGAGAAGGCCUACCAUGAGCAGCUCUCUGUUGCAGAGAUUACUAACAGUGCAUUCGAGCCUUCUUCCAUGAUGGCCAAGUGUGAUCCCCGCCAUGGAAAAUACAUGGCUUGCUGUCUGAUGUACCGAGGUGAUGUGGUGCCUAAGGAUGUCAAUGCAGCUGUGGCAACCAUCAAGACCAAGCGCACUAUCCAGUUUGUUGACUGGUGUCCCACCGGAUUCAAGUGUGGAAUCAACUACCAGCCACCAACUGUUGUCCCAGGUGGUGAUCUUGCCAAGGUUCAAAGGGCAGUCUGCAUGAUCUCCAACUCCACCAGUGUUGCUGAAGUGUUUUCAAGGAUUGACCACAAAUUCGAUCUCAUGUAUGCUAAGAGAGCUUUUGUUCACUGGUACGUUGGUGAGGGCAUGGAGGAAGGUGAAUUCUCUGAGGCUCGUGAAGAUCUGGCUGCUCUGGAGAAAGAUUAUGAGGAGGUCGGUGCUGAGGCGACCGAGGGUGAAGAUGGUGAUGAAGGAGAUGAAUACUAAGAGGACGAUAUCUUCCUGUUGAUUUUAUUUGUGUCCUGUGAUAUUUCUGUCUUUUUCUUCCUUAGUUGUAUACUAUUUGGCUUUUGUGUGGAUCCAGCAUGGAUUUAGACAUUAGUAUUCUAUAAUCCUGUACUAGACUUCUCAAUGGUAUGAAUGGUGGCUUUCUUAUAA